AGAAAAAAUACACAUAACAUAAGCAUGGCAGUGUUCAGAAUAAGAAGAAUGAGGUGUUUUUGCGUCUGGUUCUUCCCUCUCGUAGUGACGGUGGUGUGCGCCCAAAGUGCCGGUGCCAAUGACCCUAGCAAUAUGUCGUUGGUUAAAGAAACGGUGGAUAGACUGUUGAAAGGUUAUGAUAUACGAUUGAGGCCAGAUUUCGGAGGUGCUCCGGUUGGAGUGGGAAUGAACAUAGACAUAGCCAGCAUAGACAUGGUAUCAGAAGUCAAUAUGGACUACACACUGACGAUGUACUUUCAGCAGGCCUGGCGAGACAAACGGCUGUCCUACUCUGAGAUCCCCCUCAAUCUGACCUUAGAUAACCGGGUGGCUGACCAGCUCUGGGUCCCCGACACCUACUUCCUCAAUGACAAGAAAUCGUUUGUCCACGGUGUCACGGUGAAAAAUAGAAUGAUCCGACUGCACCCGGACGGCACCGUACUGUACGGUCUAAGGAUCACUACCACCGCUGCUUGUAUGAUGGACCUGAGAAGGUAUCCACUGGACGAGCAAAACUGCACACUCGAGAUAGAGAGUUAUGGCUACACUACCGACGACAUUGAGUUCCACUGGCGAGGAGGAAACAAUGCUGUGACGGGGGUGGACAAGAUCGAACUGCCUCAGUUUUCCAUCGUGGAUCAUAAUCUCAUCUCCAAGAAUGUCGUCUUCUCCACAGGUGCUUACCCUCGUCUGUCCCUUAGUUUCAAACUGAAGAGAAACAUCGGGUACUUCAUCCUGCAGACAUACAUGCCUUCUAUACUUAUCACAAUCCUCUCAUGGGUCUCCUUCUGGAUCAACUAUGACGCCUCUGCUGCCAGAGUGGCUCUGGGGAUCACCACGGUGCUGACCAUGACUACCAUUAACACCCACCUGAGAGAAACCCUUCCCAAAAUCCCCUACGUCAAAGCCAUAGACAUGUACCUCAUGGGCUGCUUUGUCUUUGUCUUCCUGGCUCUGCUGGAGUACGCGCUGGUAAACUACAUAUUCUUUGGACGGGGCCCUCAACGUCAGAAAAGGGCGGCUGAGAAACUAACCCUAGCUAACAAUGAAAAGAUGAGGAUGGAUCCAAACAAGUGGCUGGUGGGGAAUGUAGUUGGCAGAGAUGACACUCUGUAUGCAAGAAUGAAACAAAGGGACCUUGACGGCCAUGACUCGUUGUGGGAACCAAUCUUUGUAGACGACGGAGCGAUCGGACUCGGCGAACAAAAGAACAAGAUGGACACACAUGAAAACAUCCUUUUGGGCACCUUGGACAUCAAGAACGACAUGGGCGUCUCAGAGCUGGCUCUGGGUCUCAACGACCCGCGAAAUACCAUGCUGACAUACGACAGCUCGACUCUGCAGUACCGCAAAGCAGGGCUGGCCCGGCACAACUUUGGUCGGAACACGCUGGAGUGCCACAUGACUCAAAAGAAGAGCCGACUACGGAGGCGCGCUUCACAGUUAAAGAUCAACAUCCCAGACUUGACUGAUGUAAACUCUAUUGACAAGUGGUCGAGGGUUAUCUUCCCGACUGUCUUCUCCUUCUUUAACAUUGUUUACUGGCUUUACUAUGUCAAUUAA
Messenger RNA from Cyclopterus lumpus (lumpfish), 1602 nucleotides. Its product is annotated as gamma-aminobutyric acid receptor subunit beta-2. The transcript is spliced from 10 exons. Bases 25 to 1602 code for a protein of 525 amino acids. The record is from RefSeq and is a predicted model, not a curated record. Gene Ontology annotation, cellular component: membrane; synapse; neuron projection. Gene Ontology annotation, molecular function: extracellular ligand-gated monoatomic ion channel activity; GABA-A receptor activity; neurotransmitter receptor activity. NCBI's taxonomy places the organism in Eukaryota, Metazoa, Chordata, Actinopteri, Perciformes, Cyclopteridae. Gene Ontology annotation, biological process: nervous system process; signal transduction; regulation of membrane potential.